UUGUAUUAUUUAAUCGAUUCCAAAUUGGAUAUGAGGCUUUAGAGCAUUCUAUGGAAAAGAUAAGACUUAAAAAGUUUAUUAUUUCAACUUUUUUUAUGUCUACCUAUUGAUAUUAUUUUUUUUAUUACCGAAAUCAUUUCACAAUAAAUUUGUGCAAACAUUAUGGUAUUAUUUCAUUGAAUGAUCUUUACAAAACACUUAAAUAUUUAUGGAUAAAAAUCAAUAAAACAACUUUUUUAAUUCUGCUUAUAGUUCUAUGACCUUAGAUCAAAAAAGAGCAUUUGUAGGAAAUAAUUUAUGAAGUUCUUUCCUUCACAUGAGUUUUUCUUUAUAGGGUCAGGAUUGAGAAUCAAAAUACUUCCCACCUCUCUGAUGGAUGAAACAUCCCCUAAUUUCCGAAAAACUUCCUCUCUCCCCACAUUUAACACAUUGAUCGGACGGAAAUAAUGAAUAGGAAUGAAAAUACUCCUCAUGUUUCAUGUGGAUGUUCCAUCCACCAGACAAGUUGGAACUCUUUUGAUUCUUAUUCCUGACCUUAAAAAGAAAACUUCCUGUGAAGGGUAAAACUUUAUAAAUUAUUUCUCCCAAAACCCUAAAGUCAUGAGAUUAACCCAAGAUCCUCCUUAGGUUAUAAAGGUACAGAUUCGUAUUAAUUUAUUUAUUUUUUUAAACAAAGAUAUAUCAAGAGUGAACAAAUUGACAAUUUUCUAAUUCAUCAAAGUUGUAGAAAUAUUAUAAAUACAUUUUUAAAUUUCUAAUACAAAUUUUAAAAAAAUAUUGUAAUUAAUUAGUAGUCAUGAUUACCAUGCUGUGGCUAUAAAUAUAUAAAGGCCAUUCCCUAUCCUCCACUUUUACAUUCCAUCCCUGUUCAGCCAUCACUCACUUUUCAUCCAUUCAGCCAUUAGUUUAUAAUUACAUUAUAAUUUUAGCAAAUACGCAAAUAAUUAAUCAAUUUAUCAAAAAUUUGUAACUUGGUAUGAACCGAUAAGUAAAUAAGUUCGAUAAGUCCAGUUCUCUGUUUGGUUUGACAAAUUGUCAUAUUUUGGAAACAAAUAUACUCACCGUUCAAUAUCGCCAAUAUGUCAUUGGUCAAUUUUGCCAAUAUAUUCACUCUUCUCUCUAUUUUAUUUCUACAUUCUGUUGAUAUUAUGAUUUCAGAUACUCCUAGAAUUCUCAAUUUUACUGAGGCCCUUCAAACAAGACAGCAGUGGUCUAAAUCCAACUCAGAAACACCUUGCCAACUGUCCAUCGAUCGCCCAGCAAAAUACAUCGUCAUUGGCCAUACUGUUACAUUACCAUGCCGUAGUCGACUUGCUUGUGAAACUACAGUUACACUAAUACAAAAUGAUCACAAAGGUCGUGGUCGGUGCGAUAUUUCUUAUAAUUUUGUGAUUGGUGAUGACGGCUACAUUUACGAAGGACGGGGGUGGACUAAACUUGGUACAAAAACUAUAAGUUUCAGUUGCUCCAGCCUUGGUAUUGGAUUGGUUGGAAACUUCAACCUGAACGAACCAUCAGACAUAAUGAUAAACUCAUUGAACCUUCUGCUGGAAGAAGGUGUCCGUUUAGGUCACAUUUCCUCAACUUAUAAACUCUUAGCUCAUUCACAAAUAACCAACUGGGCUAGCCCCGGAAUUCAUGUUGAAGAAUUAAUAAAGAAGUGGGAUCAUUGGUCUUUAUUGACUAAAGAAGACUUUAAAUAUGUCAUAUACUCACUGAACUACACAUUGAAACUUAGGACAAGAUAUAAUUGGUCCCAGUUCAGAACUAAACUCCAAGAUUGUGACCCCCUCACUGUACGUCCAGCUAAAUUUGUGGUAGUGGGUCAUACAGUCUCCGGAAAUUGUGAAACUCCGGCAGAAUGUGAAAGGAUAAUGACUACCAUUCAAAGCUAUCACAUUAGGAAAGGCUUUUGUGACAUCGGCUACAACUUCCUGAUUGGGGAUGAUGGUUACAUUUACGAAGGAAGGGGUUGGGGUAUCUAUGGCGCCCAUACCAUAGGCUUUAACUGUGAUAGCGUUGGCAUUGGUUUAAUUGGUAAUUUCAACAAGAAUAUCCCAUCCUCUGAUAUGUUUGACAUGUUAAAACUUCUUAUAGAGGAAGGUUUGAGAAUAAAUGAAAUCUCAAAACAGUACAAACUACUAUUCCAGUCACAGAUUAACGAAAAGCCUAGCCCUGGAGGUAAUGUUGAAAAAGUGCUGAAGAAUUGGGACCAUUGGUCCAAUGUAACAACAGAAGAUAGGCAGAUAUGUAAAAAGAAAUCUAUCCCCUGAAUCUUUACAACAAAUUUUGUGGAAUCAGAAAAAUGAGAUUCCUCAAAUUAUUUGUACACAUUAUUGUAUGUGUUAUAUUCUAAAUCAGAUAUUAGAAUUUAUUUUUAUUGUUAAUUUGAUUUAGCUAUUUCGCUUAUUGUUAAGUAUUUGUUAAUAUAUUUGUUAUAUAUUUUAAUAAUUUAUAUAUUUGUUAUAAAUAUUUUACUAUGUAUAUGUAGGUAUGAAAUAUGUACAUUUUUUUUGUAUUGUAUUAUUAUAAAUAUUUGUAAAAUUUUCUAGUCUUUUUACUUGUUUUAAAAAUUAAAGUUUUCACCAAAGAAACAUUUUUCCAGCAUUAUUACCAGCCAAGUCAGUCUUUUUUUUUUCCAAAUUAAAAUUUUUUAAUUUUUCAUACAUUCAUACUUAAUAAGACAAUUAGUGAUUAGACUUAUUAAAAUUCAUGUAAUGAUGGCAUGUUUUAAUUUCAAUUCUUUUAGUUUGUGAAAUAAUAUAGAUGUGUUAGAGAGAA
Messenger RNA from Nezara viridula (southern green stink bug), 2781 nucleotides. The record is from the annotation of a GenBank genome assembly. NCBI's taxonomy places the organism in Eukaryota, Metazoa, Arthropoda, Insecta, Hemiptera, Pentatomidae.